AUGUGUGAUAAAACAUUCACAGAGAAAAGAGAUUUAGUUCGACACUGUAUUUUUCAUACUGAAGAGAAACCUUAUUCAUGCAGUGUGUGUGAUAAAAUAUUCACACAAAAAGGAACUUUAAACCAACACUAUCUAGUUCACACUGGAGAGAAACCUUAUUCAUGCAGAGUGUGUGAUAAAACAUUCACACAGAAAAGACUUAGACUUAGAGGUUGGGCAGCUCUGACGAGUUGGGCACAUCGACCAGAGAGACUUUUAGUUCAACACUGUCUUUUUCAUACUGGAAAGAAACCUCCUUCUUCAUGCUGUAUGUGUGAUAAAACAUUUACACAGAAUAGUGACUUAGUUCGACACUGUGUUGUUCAGGCUGGAGAGAAACCUUAUUCAUGCAGUGCGUGUAAUAAAGGAUUCUCACAGAAAGGACAUUUAAGUCAACACUAUCCAAUUCACACUGAAGACCGAUGUCCCUAUUACUGA
Messenger RNA from Parasteatoda tepidariorum (common house spider), 477 nucleotides. The record is from RefSeq and is a predicted model, not a curated record. NCBI's taxonomy places the organism in Eukaryota, Metazoa, Arthropoda, Arachnida, Araneae, Theridiidae.